AUGAAGCAACUUGCUGUCUGCUUCCCAAACGUGCUCAUAACACCAGACCAGAAGCGAAUAACAAGUUUUCCAGAAGAGUUCAACAUUGAUAAUGGUGGUCACUUCAUGAAUCAUGCCUUUCAUAAAUGUAUGCAGUUACUGGUGAAGAAAUCAGGAUGGGAAUACGCUUUGCUCCUGCAGAACCAUGAUAUCAUCACGAAAUCACCAUAUGAGAUGGUGGAGAUCUAUAAAUUGCUCGGUGGUGCAAAUGACGUGGAGUUGACAGCGUGCCCGGAGGACCGCUGGAAUCACAGCAAGAAAUGGGAUGCGCGCUCUCUUAAACUCUUUGUAAAUGAAAGUUCGGCUUCACCAACGCAAUUGAAUGCUCGUCUGAAGUUUGCAAAAGGUGCAACACAAGCAUCGCUUUCACGAGCCGCUGUGGAAUGGUUGGUCACAACAGUUAAUCUCACAACUCUUAUCACACAAAUAAAUGAACAGCCUUUUGGUGUUGAUGAAAUUCUGAUACAAUCAUUGCAAAUCACCGAAGAGUUGGAGAUGCCUGGACGAUUUACUUCUGAAUGCUUGAAACAAGGAAAGAAUACUGGCUUCAUAAGCAGCACAGUAGAGAAUCUGAAAGAGCUGCCAAGUGCUGGCAGUAGUAGUUCGUCAUUGAUAGCAGCGAAAGAAGUAACAGGACAGAAGAAACUUUGUCCAUGGAAGCGACCUUUUGGUGUUGAUGAAAUUCUGAUACAAUCAUUGCAAAUCACCGAAGAGUUGGAGAUGCCUGGACGAUUUACUUCUGAAUGCUUGAAACAAGGAAAGAAUACUGGCUUCAUAAGCAGCACAGUAGAGAAUCUGAAAGAGCUGCCAAGUGCUGGCAGUAGUAGUUCGUCAUUGAUAGCAGCGAAAGAAGUAACAGGACAGAAGAAACUUUGUCCAUGGAAGCGAAAUGUCGCACUGGAAUUAUGGCAGGAAAAGAACUUUGCCGAUCUCGAUAUGUUCGUCGAUCAAUCUGUGUUCUUGGGAUAG
This is a messenger RNA of Cooperia oncophora, 1008 nucleotides long. NCBI's taxonomy places the organism in Eukaryota, Metazoa, Nematoda, Chromadorea, Rhabditida, Trichostrongylidae. The record is from the annotation of a GenBank genome assembly.